Messenger RNA from Phyllostomus hastatus (greater spear-nosed bat), 3314 nucleotides. It is a transcript of the gene ZBTB42, whose product is annotated as zinc finger and BTB domain containing 42. Gene Ontology annotation, biological process: regulation of transcription by RNA polymerase II. Lineage: Eukaryota; Metazoa; Chordata; Mammalia; Chiroptera; Phyllostomidae. The coding region runs from base 429 to 1442 and encodes 337 amino acids. The record is from RefSeq and is a predicted model, not a curated record. Gene Ontology annotation, molecular function: RNA polymerase II cis-regulatory region sequence-specific DNA binding; DNA-binding transcription factor activity, RNA polymerase II-specific; protein binding. Gene Ontology annotation, cellular component: nucleus. The transcript is spliced from 2 exons.
CCCGGCCACGCCCUCCCUGGACUCAGUUUCCCAGUUUGUCCCGCGAGCCGCACGACUCCGCCCCGCUCUGGCGCGACCAGAACGAAUCCCGCCUCUGCCUCCCAGAGUUGGGGGUGGGGUGCCGCAGGCUGCAAAGUAGUUUGACACCAAAUGCGCCCCAAGGGGUAGCCCCCGCUGCGGGCCAGGGACGGAGCGGCCGGAGCUGUCGGGAGAGACCCCGUCUGAGGACCCUGCGCCGCGGUGCGGUGGCGGGGACGGUCGGCUGGGGCGGGCCUGCGAGGCCGGCGGCCGCAUUGCGGACCUGAGAGGGGAGGCGGUGGAGGCCGCGGUCCGAGUGCCGAAGGGACCGGCCCGCGGGCAGCCGCGACGCGGUGCGGCUCAACGGCGACAUCGUCACGGCGCCUGCUUUCGGCCGCCUGCUGGACUUCAUGUACGAGGGCCGCCUGGACCUGCGCGGCCUGCCUGUCGAGGACGUCCUGGCCGCCGCCAGCUACCUGCACAUGUACGACAUCGUCAAGGUCUGCAAGGGCCGGCUCCGGGGGGAGGGCCGCGCGCUGCCUCCGGAGACCCCCGCCGCCGGCGCCGAGCCGCCGAGCCAGCGCCCGUGCCCGCUGCCCGCCUGGGUCCCCGAGCUCUGCCCGGCCGCCCAGAAGGUCAGGCUGCCCGGGGCCGGCGUCAAGGCUGCCCUCCCCCCACGAGCACCGGGGCCUCCUCCCUGCCAGGCCCCAGGAGAGCCGGACGGGGCCCUGGACCUGUCGCUGAAGCCCGAGCGGAGGAGGGAGCCAGUCCGCCCGCCCUCCUGCGUCCUCCGGACACCGCCCUGCAGGCAGAUGCAGCCGGGGGCGCGGCCACCAGUGAAGGACGAGCGGGACUCGCUGUGGGAACGGGACAGCUUUGGCCCUCUGAGCCCCCACAGUCCCCUGCAGCCACCCUGCGCUCCGGCAGCGCGGCGCCUGGCGGGGGCCUCGGAGCCGCUGCCCGCCAGUGGGGUGGGCAGCCGGGAGCCGGCGCUGGACGCGGAGCGGAGCGCCGUCGCGGACGAGCUGGCGCGCGGCGGCCGCCGCCUCCGCAUGUGCCCGCUGUGCAGCAAGCUGUUCCCCAGCGCCCGCGUGUUGCAGCUGCACCUCAGCGCCCACUUUCGAGAGCGGGACGGCGCUCGAGCCCGGCUGUCGCCCGACGGCGCCGCGCCCACCUGCCCGCUCUGCGGGAAGACCUUCUCCUGCGCGUACACGCUGAAGCGGCACGAGCGCACGCACUCGGGCGAGAAGCCCUACACGUGCGUGCAGUGCGGCAAGAGCUUCCAGUACUCGCACAACCUGAGCCGCCACGCCGUGGUGCACACCCGCGAGAAGCCGCACGCCUGCCGCUGGUGCGAGCGCCGCUUCACGCAGUCGGGGGACCUGUACCGCCACGUCCGCAAGUUCCACUGCGGCCCGGUGUGAGGCGUGCGCCGCGGCGGGGUGGCGGUGGGCGGUGGGAGGGACCCAGAGCGGGCGGGGUGGAAGUCCCUGAGGCUGGGUCCGCCUGCCAGGAAGAGCCCCCCUGCGCCCCAGAAAGGUGGCCUCGGACUCAGAGUGGCUCUGCAGCCCCCCUCCUUGCCCCCAGACCCCACCUUGUGCCCCAACUGCGACUCUACCUUCCUCUCCAGGUGGUUCUGGGGCUGUCUCAAGGUCCCUCGAGCUUGGCUCACCCGCCUCGGCGGGGGACAGCCCCUCCGUCCUACCUUGGGGGCUUCCCUGGCCACCUUGCUGUCAUGUUCAGGGGACCCUGGUGAGCCUUGCUCCACCCGGUGAAGGGUGCAGGUCACAGAAGUUGUGGGUAUGAGAGCCCAGGGUGGGGGGCGGCUAGGGCUCAGCAGAGCCAUCGGGGCAGAGAUGGUGCCGCAGGGGGUGCAGUCCCCGCAGGGACGUCUGGGCAGCAGGAGCAGAACCGUCCAGAAGCUGGAUGGCUGUGGAGUCCCCGGCAGCGGUGGCAGGCGGCCGUGGUCCUGGCCCCACCAUAACGCAGCCGGAAAAAGUCACAAUUUAGAAACAAUUUUCUGGAUGCUGAGCCUCCCGAGGAAGUCAGAUGCCCACCGAUGGCGGUGGGCCCGUGAGCGAUGGGCCGUGCCACUUCCCUGCCUGGACGCAGCGUCCAGGCGCCUCUGAGCUUCCCCAGGGUGGCCGCCGCUGGGCUCGGCGGGGCUGGCCCUGCAGGUCACCGGUCCGUGCCUGGGGCUGCCGCUCGCUCCCGGAGCGGGGGCCGGGGCUGCCCUCCGCCCGAGCGCAGGGCUUAGAGCCGCUCCCGUCCCAGAAUGGGGUCCCCUUCUCCGAGGUGGGACCUGCCCAAAGCCCGCUGUGGUGGCGCAGCCCCCGCCCCCCACGCACGGCCCCGGGCAGCCGAAGCUGCUGGAACGUGGCAGGCACCGUACUGGCGUCUUGCUGGGGCCGCCCUGCCCUGCCUGCCGGCCCGCGGAGCAACCUUGCUGCUGGAACCUCUGGCUGUGGCGGAGGGGGGGCGGCAGCCCCAGGCUGUGGGGCUGGUGCAGGUGGCAGGGCCCCGGGGGCCCUGGUGCCCCUGACCCCAGGGGCUGUCUCUGCUGUGACCAGACGUGGGACCAGGACAGAGUCCGGCCAGGUUUACGUACUCUUUCCUUCUCCUGACGAUACUUGAUGUCGUAUUUAUUUGGCUCCCCGGCGCGGAGGGAAGGGCCUUCCCAGCAGGUGGACAGGGGGCUCAGGACCCCACAGGCGUGCGGCCCUCGUGUGUGGCUGCCCCUCCUGAUGGCCGGGGCUCGGAAGCCCAGCGGAGAGCUGGGGGCAGGGGCCCUGUGUGUGUGUGCGUGUGCGAGCCCGAGUGUGUCCGGCAGACGGGAGGCCCGGGCUGUGGCAGGGCCUGGUUUUCCCCAGGGGUUUCCACGGGGGAGAAACGUACUUUCCUGGGGCGGGAGGUCGGCCCGGGCGCCCGACACUGGGCCCAUUGUCUUCUGCGAGCGGCCGCCGCGGCGUGAACACGGAGGAGAGGGCUCUCCGUCUGGGAGCGUGGGAGGCCCAGGUGCCCCGUGUGUACUCGGGUGCGGAGCGGAGCCUGCGGCAGAGGCGUGUGCGAGGGAGGUCCGAGUGUGGAGGGGGGGGCCUGCGCCCAGCCCCCUGCCUCCCUUCUGCCCCCCACCCCAGGCAGGGGCUUCGGCCCGGGGUGACCCAGAGGACAGUCCCUCCGGCUGAUGGUUUGGCGGGAGGUUUUGUCUGCACCCACCACCUGUCUUCCUGUGUUUGCACCCUUGUCUCCGUGGUGACAGCCGUUAAUAAAGCCCCCCAGGUGGAGAUGCCGGAUGA